AUGACCAAUGCUGUGACUGUUACCCUUACCAAUGUUGACGAUGAAGACACAAAACAAGCCUUUGAAGUCAAGUCGAAUCUGGACAUCGAUACAGGCCAAGCAUCAACGUCCGUGAUCCGGGCCAGCCAGAAGUUCUACACUAUGCGCAAUAAUCUCCAAGAUCUACCAAAUGAGAUUAUUGCCCUCCAAUGA
This is a messenger RNA of Penicillium canescens, 192 nucleotides long. RefSeq lists its product as uncharacterized. Lineage: Eukaryota; Fungi; Ascomycota; Eurotiomycetes; Eurotiales; Aspergillaceae. The record is from RefSeq and is a predicted model, not a curated record. The transcript has 2 exons. Bases 1 to 192 code for a protein of 63 amino acids.